Messenger RNA from Motacilla alba alba, 7040 nucleotides. It is a transcript of the gene SDHAF3, whose product is annotated as succinate dehydrogenase complex assembly factor 3. The record is from RefSeq and is a predicted model, not a curated record. NCBI's taxonomy places the organism in Eukaryota, Metazoa, Chordata, Aves, Passeriformes, Motacillidae. The transcript is spliced from 2 exons. The coding region runs from base 31 to 396 and encodes 121 amino acids. Gene Ontology annotation, cellular component: mitochondrion; mitochondrial intermembrane space. Gene Ontology annotation, biological process: mitochondrial respiratory chain complex II assembly; succinate metabolic process.
GGCCCCUCGGGCCGCCCCCACGGCGCGGCCAUGGCGGGCGGAGCGCGGCGCCUGUACCGCCGCAUCCUGCAGCUGCACCGCGCUCUGCCGCCCGCCCUGCGCGACCUGGGCGACCGCUACGUCAAGGAGGAGUUCCGGAGGCACAGGGCGGCCGGGCCCGCCGAGGCCCAGCGCUUCCUGCGGGAAUGGGAGAACUAUGCAGCACUGAUCCAGCAACAAAUUAAUGAGGACAAACAAAACUUGAGAGAAAAGGCUGUAUAUGGAAUUCAGCUCACAGAAGAAAAACUUAAUGACUUCCGUGAUGAACAGAUUGGGCAGCUGAAGGAACUGAUGAACGAGGCUACCAAACCUCAUAAAAAAAUCACCAUUUCUAAAGACUCAGAAUACAAAACCUAAAAGAUUAAAAGAAUUAUUUUAAUGCAUAUGGAAGCAUUUUGAAACUGCUUUUUCCAGUUGUACUUGAAUGUGAUUUCUGUGAGAUAAUGGACACUGCUGAUGCUAUAACUUGUCUGAAGUGGAUGUGUUUGGUUUUCUGUGCAAGAACAAAUGGGAAAAUGGAAUAAUCACACUUUCAUGUUAAUUGCAUUAUUUUUUCUUCUUUUUGUUUUUUUCCUCCUAAUGGAUGUUGAAGACUGAAAGAAUUUGGGGAAAGUAAAUUGACAUUUUUAAAAUAUGGAGUUGUUAGUUUUGAGGUUGUUUUGCAAUCUUGGCACCUACAGGGCAAAACAUCUUUCUGUUUGCUUAUAAUUCUCUUCCUUAAUGGAAAAGAUCCUAUUAGCAUUUAUUUUCUGGUGAGGAUUCAGUAGACAAAGGAAUGGUACUAGAAUGUGUUUGUUUUCAUGGAAAAAAAAUGAGCAGUAUUAGAAAAGCAUACUGCUGGUGAAAUCACAAGUUGGUUUUCAUGUUGAGCUUUAUUGUGAAAUGGACUUUAAAUAAAAGAUGUAGCUCAUUAUUAAAUUAAUCUUGAAUCACUCUUAUGCAGAAAAUUCUGUGUUUUUUUCAAAGCUAAAUUCAGAUUAUUGUUAGUAUCUAAAAUUUUAAAAAACCUUUCAUGAAUGUGUUGUGCUGUAGUUUGAAUUCAAAAGUUCUUUAAAAACUUGGGAUCCCAUAUAAUGCAAUAUUUUGUACAGACCAGAAUUUGUAAAUGACUCAAUGACAAAAAUGAUCCUGUUGAUAAUACUGUAUGACCAACAUCAGUAAUUUAUUUCUAAUAGGUUAGGUCUUCAGUAAGACAACGUGUGCUUGUUUUAACAUAUACUGUUGGGACUAAAAAAGAAAGGGGGUUUUAUCUGUUGAGAAAAACACACACCUUUCUGUGCAAAAGACAGCUUUAAUUUCAUCUUCCAAACCUAGUUUUAUAUUAUUAGUUUUGUUCUAUUUCUGGACCUUUCUCUGUCUGUUACUCACAGCACAUUUAAGACAACAAAAUUUCUUUGCUCUUGGGGAGUAACAGCUUUGACAGGGAAGCACAUUUCCAUCUGUCUCAAUUUGUAACAACAUGCUGUUUGCCAAAGCUGCGCUCCAGGUUCCUAAUGGAGUGGGGACCAAUUUGGGCAGCAGCCUCUUUCUUUCUCCUGUACCUCUCUUCCCAGUUCUUUGAUGGGAUUGCAGGCAGCAGGUUGCUCACUUCUAUUAAAAGUUCACUUGCAGGAGUGCUGUGUGAGAAAUUUGUGGUUGCUUUGCUGCAUGUUCCUCUGGCACCCGCUGCCUUUGUUGUGUGUGCAGUAGGAACGUGCUGUAGCCUCAGGCACCCAGUGCAAACAGGAUGGAAGGGCAGAGAUGACCUCCAGGCUGCAGGGCUGUCCACAGGGCCUGAUUCUGGUGCUGCAGGGGCAUGGUUGGAGAGAAUGGCAGCUCCUUCCUGGGUUGCUCCAUAACUAGGAUGCCCCAGCAUCAAAGUGGGAAGAAAAUGGCAUGUGCAUACAGGAAGUUUGAAAAUUGUCUCUGAUACUGCCAUUCACACAUUCCUAAAGUCUUACUGUUUUUACAGUUUAAAGGCUGUAAAAAUCUAAUCCAACUCUGGAGUUUAGGGCAUAAAGAUUUAUUCUGUUGCUCUUCCAUCAGAUGUAAUCAGUAAUUCCAUCACUAAAUCUAUUUGGUUUUCAUACCAAAAGUGGUUUUUGGGUGUUGACAACAGAGUUUGUUUCCAGUCCUUGAUUGGUAGUAGACCUGUGCCUGAUUCCCAGUCAAUAUCCAAGUUGCUUCCAAUUUAUUUCAAAUCCUGCGAUUUAAAGCACCGUUGCUUUUAGCAAUGUAACUUGUUAGUUCAAUGAAAACUAGUUAAAAUACUUGUUUUGCAUCUGUCUACUCAUGUAUGCACCUAGAUUUUUAGAGGCUAAAUUAAUUAAUAAUGAAAAGUUGCUUUAUGGUAUGAAAAACUUCAGCUUGCAAUGAGACCUAAGGGGAGUUGGACGUGAGGGUAAACAUCUUUACAUCCACAGUUCAUUGUCUAGUAAAUCCAACUUUUUUUUUUCUUUCAUUCCCAGCAGUAGUUUGUAUUUGGUACAGUAUUUAUGUUCUUGUUUUAAACAACUCUCACAAAAGCCAAAAUUCCAUUACAGGAAUGAAGCAUCUUUUAAGGUUGCUGGCUUUAAGACAGGCAGGGCUAAUAGUAAGGUGUGCUCUGGUCUGAGCAGGGCUUAUGUGAGUGGUGGGGCCCCACAGAAGCUUCAUGAUGCUGACACUGCCACACAUUAAUAAAAUUCUUUGAUAUACAAGCGUGGUUAAUGACAGUUGAGGAAAACAGUGAGUUGGAGGGAGCUGAAGUUCUAAGUAGCUGCAAAAGGUACAAAUUGAAGUCUUAUCAACAAGUAAAGAAUUUUCAGAAAUCUGUCUCCUUAAAAACUACUAGUUUUGAUAUGCAAAGUUACAUAUCUUGAACAAAUAAAACGUCUUUCUUUCAGUGUUAUGCCUAUGAUUAGGGUUUAUGCCUUUUUAAACUGACUGCCUGGCAGAAGCUAUUAGCACAUAUUUAUUUCUUAAAAGUAAAUGAAUAAUGUAACAUCUUGAAGGUAGGAUUUAUGAAGACGUUUUAUUCCUUAGCUAUUUGUUCUUUAGUAUUUUUGAAUUAUUAGUGGACAUUCUAUUUCUUCUUCUUGAAUAUGUAUUUGUGAGACACAACGCACGGAUGAAUCAGUGGCCAAAUUUUCAUUGGCUUCUAGGUAAAAAUAUUGGGCAAUUAAUGAAGGAAGCAUGGCUUUCCCUGCCUGUCAUGAUCUAUUUUAUCUUCUACUUUCUGUAGCUAAACAAAUAGCAGAGGGAAGGCUGAAUCUUCCAGCAGAGUGAUUUACUCAAGUGGGACCACAGAGGAUCUAUGUACCUUUGAUGUAGUGUGAAAGCUGAAUCACUGUGAAAAACAGCUCACAUUCUAGGGCAGAAUAAGUCUCUGUGUGCUAUCCUGCCUAACUAUUGAUUUUCAGACCUCUUGGAAAGAGUUUCAAGGUAAAUCCUUCCUGUUAGAUAGCGUAGAUGCAGGAGGGUAUAGAUGCAGCAGCACAGGUAUUACUGGGCUUGUUUGAUAAACAGGACUGCCUGGUGGUCUCCUACUGCUCCAUGUCCUGGUGCUGGACCAGGCUUGGUGUGCCUGCCUCACAGUGAGCAAUGGUUGUACUAGUUUGAAAACAAACCAGUGGAACGUUCCAAGGCAGAACUACAAUUUAAUAGGAAAAUUAUAACAAAGGCAAUAGUACAGAAACACUGGCUUAAACUGACAGUCAGAAUACAACCUGAUACCCUGUGUGUCAGGGUGGUGGUAACAGUCUGAUUAAGUGGUGGCUACAGUCCUGUUGGAUGUGGUUUUGUCAAAACAGUGACAAUCCUGUAGAACAAUCUGGUCUUUCUCUCUUGGGGUCCAGGAAUGGGUAUUGAGCUCUUGUUCAUUGGGAAUCCAGUGGUAGUGGUGUUCCAAGCCUCAGACUAUAUCCAGGUAGGAAUGUCUGGUUCCUUCCCCUGGGCUGGGCAUCUCACAAGGGGAUGAUACAUUUUAUGAGUCUUGCAGCGAGACUGGAUGGCCCAUUAGCAGAGAUAGCCCCCCUAGAGGGACUUAACAGGGAUGAGUCAUAGAAAAGAUAAAGAAUUCUGCCCCACCUAUUUUAGCAGCUUAUGAAGAUGGUAAUAGAAUACAUACUUUUGGUUACAUCUUGCCUUGUAACCUAAGACAGUAGUGUACAGAGGGGUCUUCCCUGUCGAGCCACAUCAGGAAUUUGGCUGCAAAGACUGAUGCAAAUUAAAAGGUGUUAGAAGUGAUAACAUUGGUACUUGUAAACAAUCUAUGUUUGUUCAUGGAGGUUAUGCAUCUGCUGCAAAACCACUGGGUUUGGUAGGAACAUUUUAGCCGUUUCAGUGGCCGCAGCUCUGCUCUGGGAGCAGCCUUGAUGGUGCUGAGUCCUUCCAGCUUUUCCAGUGCUCUGUCUACCAGGUAGGGUACAUGUAGAUCACAGAACCAAAUUUUAUUUAGAUGCAACCUUUACGUACGUAUAUACGAAGUGUUCGUUGUUCAUUGAAGUUGAGAGCUAUAAGUGAGUGUAUAAAUUCAGUGCAUAAGAAGGAACUGGUUUUGCUACUUGUAGCAGUGUGUUACGAGGAAAUAUCAGGUGUUUCAACAAGCUCAUUUAUGGGACACGUGAUCCUGCACAACUGAUAUGUGUGGGGAGUUCAGUGUUUAAUCUCUGUGACCAUUUCAAAGCUAGUACUUGAACUAUAAACAAGGAAGAAUCCUUUUUUAAGUGAAAUUACCUUUAGUCGAUGAGUAUUUAUCAACUUGUUGUAAGUGCUUAUUACCACUGUAAAGCCCUUAAUAAGUAGUUUGUUGAAACACCACCACUUGCCACACAACUUCUAUCAUUGAUGAGCCUUCUGGUUUAUGCCAGUUACGUUCUUUGAGGCUUGAAGUGAAAUUUGUGUUAAACAAAUGAACACAUUUACCAGUUUGUUCCCCAGAAGUUCCUAUUCCUGGUUUUGACUGGAGAAAACAUGAGUACAGAACCUGAAACACUGAUAAGUGUUUGUCCUGUGAGAUUAACAGCAAAACCAAUAAAACAUGCAGAGGAAUCUAAGAUGGAAAUUCCCUGUUGGAGUUGUAUCAAAGGCAGGAUUUCACUUAGCUUUACUGUGGUGGAAUAAUGUACAGAAUCUGCAGCGCAGAAAGUCUGCCAGAGCAGACUACUUGAGUACAUAUUAAAAAUAUCAUGCUGUUAUCAGUGAAGUCACCUUUGAUUAUAAAUUAAAAGAACUUUUCAGAGCUGAAAAAAAAAUCUCUAGUUAAUCAAAUUCUGUAGUUAAAACUGAUUUGAGAACUCCAUCCUCCUCAAUUUAUAAUGUGAGCACAUACUACUGGGUAGUGGGAUAAUGGACCUGUCCUAAGUAUCAGCUUAAGAUGGUAUUGUAGAGUGCUCCCAGAAUGUACUCUCAGGUACUGUAAAAAGGAAAACUCAUUUGUGGCUUUUCUUUACGAAUGAUUAAGCUGAAAUACUCUGUUUUUUAUUUCUGAGUUAAAUUACACCAUUCCUGUCCAGUUCAGCUAUUCCAAAUUAACACUGUCAAUUGAAAGAUGAGCUUGGAGAAGAAAUUAAGGGCAUUUUAAUGUGCAGUAAGGUUUCUUUAGAUGCAUCUGUAUUUCAGUCUGCUUUUGUCCUUCAAGUCACAGAAUCACAGAAUAACCUCAGUUGGAAGUGACUCAUAAGGAUCAUCAAAUCCAGCUCCUGUCCCCAUACAGGACAGCCCCAAAACUCACACCACGUGCCCAAGAGUGUUGUCCAAACACUUCUUGAAGUCUGUCAGGCUUGGUGCUGUGACCGUUUCCCUGGGGAUCCUGUUCCAGUGCCCAACCACCCUCUGGGUGAAGAACCUUUUUGUAAUAUCCAGCCUUAAUCUCCUUGGCGCAGUUUCAUGCUAAUCCCUUAGGUCCUCUCACUGGUCACCAGAGAGACUGGCCAGCACAGCACCAGUCAUGCUGUUGGUUGCUGAUUUCACAUGGGGGAACUUAGCUCAGACUCUGAGAGAGGGGAAAUCAACACCUUCUCCACAAACAACUCGGGUGCCUAAUGAUGUGUGACAGACAUGUUGCUGUGGUGUGGACAGGAGUGUGGCACACACAGAGCUGCACAUCUGCAGCCCCUGCCUGCUGCUCACUGGCAGCCCCUGCCCAGGAGACUGGCAGCCAGGGAAGAAAAGAUUUAGGAAGAACUGGCUUUACUAAAAUUAAAGUCUUCCAAGCAUCUCUUGUUACUUUAAGGUACUUUCCUCUGGAGAGCCACUGCCGAGUGCUGAUCCAUCAGAAGAACUCCAAAGCCACAGCCAAGGUCUUGGUGCCAGACACUGACUCAGACUGUGGGGUCCAGUCUUCCUCAGGCUCAAAAUUCCCUAGUUUGUCCUGGAAAAUUCAGUUUGUCCAUUGCAGGAGAGAGUGGUCAUGGAUGUGUGUCAGCUCCCCUGUGCUCAGGAGUGCAGCAUUGUCUGCGUGCCUCAUGCACUCUGUGUAGCUGUGGCAGGUUCACUGCAGUAACCUGAGACAAUUACUUUGAUUUUGGUGCAGAUACAGCAAUGCAGCCCCAUAUUUUCUAGGGAUUUAGUACAGUGUUGCCUUCCUGAUCCCACAGUGGUGGAAUGGUCAGAAGAAGACCAGCACUGCUUAGUGUUAACUAAUUUUCCCUUCUCCAUUGCUUUCUUUGUCGUAGGCAGUUUGUUUUAGAGCAGUGUGCUUUACUGCACACAAGUCCUACAGAGGUAAAUUCAGUACUUCCUACCUGCUCUUCCCAAGCCCCUGCCUCACAUCCCAGAUCUCAGGAAAGCUUUUGGGUCUAAUUUGGCCCACGCUACUCACCCCAGUAGCUUGCUUUCAAAACUGCAAUGAAAAAGUAAGUUAGAAAAUAUUUUAACCUCUUGCCACCCUCCCAAGCAUCAGGUGAGACUAUAGGAUUGGAAUUGUAAAACUGAGGAAGGGAAACAUUUUUCAUUGUUGCUAUGGAGACUGGAGUUUAUGCAGCAGUGACUUGUUCUGUUUUCUCUCUCCUUUAUCUUAGGCCAAAAAAAAGAAAAAAAAA